Molecule: messenger RNA, 327 nt
Organism: Rodentolepis nana
Lineage: Eukaryota; Metazoa; Platyhelminthes; Cestoda; Cyclophyllidea; Hymenolepididae
Source: the annotation of a GenBank genome assembly
AUGGCCUUGUGUGGUGGGACGACGGCUGCCUCUCAGCCUACCGAGGAUGAUUUGAGGAUUUUAAUGCCUGUUAUUGAGAAAUACUUGGAAGAGAAAUGCGGUCAAAGGCCUUCUGAUGUAAAGAUUACUGACGUAAGCCGUCAAAUUGUCGCUGGUGUUAAUUAUUUUGCGAAGCAUGAUGGUAACGUCUGGCACAUUCGCGUUCACCAACAACUGCCGUGUAAUGGGGGAUUGGUCUCAGUGCACAGCCAUAAAAUUCGACCCCUUAAACAUGCACUUUCGUUCUCUGAGAGCGGGGAUCUUUUCCGCGACAAAAACAGUUUGUAG